Molecule: messenger RNA, 1210 nt
Organism: Nelumbo nucifera (sacred lotus)
Lineage: Eukaryota; Viridiplantae; Streptophyta; Magnoliopsida; Proteales; Nelumbonaceae
Source: RefSeq, a predicted model, not a curated record
UCACUCUGCGAGGCGAUGCGGCGGAUCCCUCAAGCGUAUUGUUUCCAUGACCCAACGAAGACACUGCACUGAUAUAGUGAUUGCUUCAGUUCUGCAUUUGUAUGAAUCUCGUAUUUUUCGAAAUCGAGGGGGCAUAUUGUAGAGCUGUAGAGCUUUGAUACAGAGAUUAAUGGCGAAGACGGAAUCCAUCUUCGUCUUUUUAGUAGUAGCUUUGCUAAUGUCGUCAUGGGUACCCAUCUCUCACUCUGCUAAGAAACCAGUUUCAGUCGCUAAGAAGAAAGAUAUACCGUACAUUAAAUGUCAAGUUUGCGAGAAGAUAGCUCAUCAGCUAUACCACCAAGUCAAGAACAAAGAAGCCCGGAUCGCUCCCAAGAAGGUCUCAGAGUUCCAGAUCAUCGAAAUAUCAGAGAACGUUUGCAAUUUGAAGAAGCAGGAAGCUGAUUGGAUUCUACGAAUAGACAUCGUAGAGAAGGGGGAUAAAUUGGAGCUUGUUGAACAAGACUCUGAAGGGCAAUGCAAUUCAGAAUGUAAGACCAUCGAACGAGCUUGCCAAGAGGUUAUGGGUUAUUCUGACACUGAUGUUGCAGAAUAUCUGUUCCGAUCCAAGCCUCAAAUUGAUGUGUUGGUAAAGUUUCUUUGCAAUGAUCUUACAAAAACAUGUGCUGUUGAGCCACCUCCUGUUCCAAAGGAUAGGAAUCCAGGAGAACCUUUUAUUCCAAAGUCGUCUAAAGAGGCAGAAAUGGAAAAAAUAUUGAGAUCCAUGGAAGGUAUGCCAGGAGCACCCAGUAUGAAAAUGUACUCAAGGGAGGAUCUAAUGAACAUGCAGAAUUUUGGGGAUGAAGAUAAUGAUGACGAUGACGAUGAUGAUGAUGAUGAAGAAGAUUUCCCUUCUAAAUUGGGAAAAGUUCUUAGGACUAUAGAAACCACAAAAUCAGAUUGGAAACAGAGGAUCAUGAAAGGAAUUACAGAUACUGGGGCAGCACUUAGGUGGCAUGCAAACAAGGUGGCAUUCCGAAUAAGGCGAUGGUGGCAAGGGAAGAAAACACAAGUUGCCAAACAACCUUCAAAAGCAAAGGCUGAGCUUUAGGACUGUAUGGGUCAGUUCAUUUCGUGAAGAGAAGAGUCUUUGGAUCUUUAUUUUUUUUCACUUUCUUUCUUCUGUUUUCCGGUUACUUGCUGCAUUUUAUACUAUUGUAACUGUUGCAGACGA